Molecule: messenger RNA, 1404 nt
Organism: Rubroshorea leprosula
Lineage: Eukaryota; Viridiplantae; Streptophyta; Magnoliopsida; Malvales; Dipterocarpaceae
Source: the annotation of a GenBank genome assembly
GAACAUUUUCUUCCGUAAAAUGAUUUAACAAAAAUUUCAAGUGUUUUUAGUACAAGUGGCGAACUCUACAAAUACCUAGACCAUGAUGAAUGAAUACAAAGUUUCUCUCAUCUACAACCUUCACAAAAACUAGAAGAGCGUGUAUCUAUGCCCUCUCAACAUCAACACAUCACAAACAUUGACAUUGAUGGUCCUGAGGAUGAACAAACCAAUGCUAAUGCUUAUGCAACAAAUAUUUUGAAUGAGACUAUUGAUACCCUAACUCCUAGUUCUCAAGAAGAGGUAGAACCUCACCAAACCAAUGAGGUGUUCAACUCGAAACAAUCAUUUUCCACUUCUCAACAGCCUCAUGAAGGUGAAUUAAGACAAGAUGGCAUGACUUCUAGCUCAAGUUGUGAACGGAUCCCACCUUUGCCACACAAUGCUACAUCAACUUCCACUCAUCCUAUGAUAACAGGAUCUCGAGUAGGGAAGCAUAUUGGUCAUGUCAAAAUUGAUUUUUCAAAACAUGCUUACACCAUGACCAUUGAUAUUUCUUCUUUCUCUAAUGCAGAUUUAGACACUAACAAGCCCAAAACUGUGAGACAGGCUUUACAACUUCCACAAUGGGUUAAUGCAAUGCAAGAAAAGCUUGAGGCACUUCAUAAGAAUAACACUUGGACACUAGUUCCUCCACCUUCAUCCAAGGCAAACAUUGUGGGCUCAAAAUGGAUUUUUAAGACAAAUCUCAAGCCAAAUGGGAUUGUGGAUAGAUUUAAGGCACGAUUAGUUGCAAAAGGGUUCUCUCAGAUACCUAGUGUAGAUUUUGAUGAAACUUUCAUCCCUGUUCUUAAAUCAACCACCCUGCGUCUAAUUAUUGCCAUUGCUACAACUUUAUCAUGGCAUUUACGCCAACUCGAUGUAAAGAAUGCCUUCCUUCAUGGCAAGCUCAAAGAAGUAGUCUACAUGACACAACCACCUGGAUUCAAGGACCCAAGUCACCCCGAAGUCGAGUCCUUCCUAUUUGUACUCCAUAAGGAUCAUCACACUGCUUUACUACUUCUCUAUGUGAAUGAUAUUGUGCUUAUUGCAAGCUCUACAACACUACUACAACACAUUAUUGAGAAUCUUAGUGAGAAAUUUGCCCUUAAGGAUCUUGGUUCCCUUAGUUACUUCUUAGGGAUUGAAGUUCAAAAGUUCUUUGGUGGCAUAUUUUUAUCCCAAAGUAAGUAUGCAAAUGAUGUCCUUACACGAGCCUCCAUGCUUGAGGCUUCUACAAUCACUACGCCAAUGGCUAUCAAGGAGACUACGACCUUACGAGAUGAAGAACUGGUUGAUCCACAAAAGUAUAGAAGGAUUGUGGGUGCACUUUAGUAUCUAACUAUUACAAGAGUAGAUAUUGCCCAAUAAACUAUGUCAGUUUAU